UUAAUGGUGAAUAGAAAAUUUUGUUUACCAAAAUUUAGGAUUUUUGAUUUGAUAUUAAAACAACCAAACAACAAUUAACCAGUUUAAGUAAGUAUCCAUGAAACUUUUCUUAGGACUAAGUGUUUACUGGAAGUUGGAAGCAAUAUGAGGCCCUUGUAGCCAAAAGGGUAUAAAAUAAAUACAUAAAAGCUAAUUUCUAGAAAACAGGCUUUGAAGUUGUUAUGUUUGGUUAUUUUCCAUAUAUUGUUUGUUUGUUUCCAUAUAUUUUCAAAAAACACGCAGUUUUCUUUCGAUCAAAAUACGUAGUAUUACAUAUAAAUUCUAAAAAUCUGUAAAAUCAUGAAAUAAAGUUCGAAAUAUAAAGAAUCGUUGACCAUAAUUGAAUCAAAAUCGACCAUUUUUACACUUAUAACACCUUAUAAUACCUCUUAGGCUCUGAGGGCCUCAUAUAAAUUUGAUUUGAUUUGAAAUUUGUUUAUUUGGAAGGGUGCCGUGCGCUACCCCGAUUAGGCACCCACAUAUAAAUUUGAAUGAGUUUUGAGUGAAACCUUACAACAACAUCAAGCCAAAAGCUAGUGGCUUUUCAACGAUCCAAAUUUUCAAUAUAUUCAAUAGAUUUUCUGAAAAUUUGCCCAGAGGGGCGUUGAGCUCGAAAAUUUUGUAAAAGGGGGCGGUGAGUGAAAAAAGUUUGAAAACCACUGGUUUAGAUGAUGAGAGUUCAGCAGCAGAUUUUAUUGAAAAAACUCAUAAUAUUCUGAGAUCUUCGGGAAUAAAACUGAUUUAUGUAGGAUAUUCAGAACUUUCGAUUGACUGCAAAACUAUUCAAGACAAUUUUGAUGUAAGUUGCCUGUCUAAAGAAUCCAAGGAAGACAUUUUCAAACGAAUGAUUUCCUUUCAUGGAAAUCCGGGCAAAUCGGUUGGUGAGAUUUUUUCCAGCAACAUCUUUUCCAAAUCUAAUUAUAGGCUAAUACUGGAGCUGUUCAGGGUUCAGAAAACAUUGAAAAUUGAUGUUCAAGAAAUAAAAGUGAAUCCCUAUUAUGUAUCAAGAAAAGAAAAUCUGUUCAAAGGAUCGAAAGUGCUGAUUAUGGGUGAUCCAGGGAUGGGAAAAACUACCGAAAUAGCUGUUGAAGCCCUCAAAUUGAUUGAUGAAAAUCACGAUAAAUUGAUUAUUUUGCUUGAUUUCCCAUUAUUACUACCAGUUUAUGAAAAAUUGAACAAUAGUAUAUAUGAUGCUAUAGUUGAUACUUUAAAACUAGAAGUUACAGAGCGUCUUUUAGUAAAGCAACUAAUUUCAGUAGGAAAAAUAUGUCUUCUACUUGAUGACCUUGAUGAAAUAAGUGACCAGUCUAAAAAUUCACGGAAUAAAUUUCUGAAGGAUCUAGAACAACUAUCACUUUUUAAAAUAUGUGUUACAUCUAAACCUUUGAAAAAUGAUUUAAUUGAAGCAAUCCGUUUAGGGUUUAACUUGAAUUACUUAGAACCAUUCGAUGAAGAACAUCAAAAAGUAUUUUUGCGAAAGUAUUUUGAGCUAGCCUUGAUAAAUAAUCCUUCUCUAAUUGAAUUCAGAAUUCAUCAACUGGUAAUGCAUUUCAAAAUUAUAUUUAGCAAUAAGUUAGUGCUAGGAAAUCCAAUGAAAAUAAACAUGGUCGGAUACAUUAAUAAGGAUUCAAUAGCAAAUGCCUGCUUUGUUCCGAAUAUGUAUUUUCAUAUCGGAGAUAUUUUGGCAAAGUUUGUAAAUUGCAAGUUUGAAAACCGGUACAAUGAACUUUAUAGAGCAAACAAAAAUGUUAAAAAAGAUUAUUCUCGGAUGAAAAAUGAUUUUUUUGAGAAUCACAUUUCUUUGGCAAAUCAACUGUUUGUCAACUCGACACCAAAUGAAAAUUUAGCUAAAGGUUUAGAAGCAUAUGGUUUGAUUAAAAUGCUCCCUACGGUAGGUUUCAUACAUAAAACAUAUCUAGAUUAUUUCUUAUCCUUCAAAAGGUUCAAGAAUACAAAUACAAACGUAGAUUCCCAGCCGUUGGACGGCUACACCGUUUUUAAUGAUUAUUUAGAAAUUUUGGGAGCUUUGAAUUUAGCAAAUUCGACCCUGUUGAGAAAAAUUACUUUUCCUAAUGAUGAAGGCAUCAGCUAUAAUGAUGCUUUGUAUCAAGUACUUCAAAGUCAGAAAAAAUACAACGAUAAUCUCUUGAAAUUGAUAUUCAAGCCUCUUGAUUUGAAACAGACAUGAAAAACAGACAUGAAUAAAAGGGUCCACAUCUCAACAAACAUGUGUAACCGAAUGCUUGUUCACCCGAAGAGUUAUCAAAUUAAAUAUUAUUCAGUAUUUAAGUACUUAACAGCAAUCACUUACUAAUCUAUACUAUUAAAUGUUUUAAUGGCUCUUUUAUAGUAAAAUAAAAAAAAAUCUUUAUCCCCAAUGGUUCUUUAUUACUAGAUUUAACUACAAUAAAUAAACGGAGAAACAUAUUUUCAGUGCAGUUCCAAGUGCAGUAGGAAAAAUACAUUAAUAAGUAUCAGUUUCAUUAAUUAAAAAUGUUUAUUGCCAUUGAAGAUUUAGCUAUGGAAACAACAAAUAAUAAUAUAUGUUAUUCGUUUCAAUGUUAUUAAAAAUAUGCUGCAGAACACAAAGAAGCAAUCCAUCACAUGAGUAUCCGAAAAUAAAAACUUAAUUUGAUUUGUUUUGCUAGA
This is a messenger RNA of Uranotaenia lowii, 2688 nucleotides long. RefSeq lists its product as uncharacterized. The record is from RefSeq and is a predicted model, not a curated record. The transcript has a single exon. NCBI's taxonomy places the organism in Eukaryota, Metazoa, Arthropoda, Insecta, Diptera, Culicidae. Bases 884 to 2227 code for a protein of 447 amino acids.